Messenger RNA from Aspergillus ruber CBS 135680, 501 nucleotides. RefSeq lists its product as uncharacterized. NCBI's taxonomy places the organism in Eukaryota, Fungi, Ascomycota, Eurotiomycetes, Eurotiales, Aspergillaceae. Bases 1 to 501 code for a protein of 166 amino acids. The transcript has a single exon. The record is from RefSeq and is a predicted model, not a curated record.
AUGAGUAUUGAAUCCCAUCCCAAGGGAUCCGCACUACCUACAAGGGACACGAGCCAGCCGAGCAUCUGCACGUCAAUUAAAAGAUUCGACACCCUCUUUGGCAAAGGGCAUGCGCCGGGCAUAAGCGACGACUGGAUCUACACAGACCGUCCGGCACUGGAUAUCUACACCAGCAAAUUCGCCAAUGAGAUCCUGGUAAGGGUUACCUGGUUGCACGUUUACUUGGAUGCAGCAAGACUCAAAGGCCUGAUCGACGGGUGGACGGCAGUUUUGCGUGGCCGCGAGGACCAAGUCCCGCCGUUUCAUCGGUUUAGUGAAGAUCCUGCUGUGUGCCUUGAAACGGAUUCGAAGCCGGAGAAGUGGGUUUGCUGGAGUAAUGCAUUGAGAAGGUUUGGUAAAGUGCUUUUCAUAUUUAGGGUGAUGCAAGCACGAGAGAGAUGUCUUCAUGAUGUUGAAACAGACCUCGUAGAUCUUGGCAUGCUUCCUGUUGUGCUCGGCUAA